ACGACGAAACUAAUCAAUCUCCAUACCAAAGGUGGCUUCGAAGAUGAGAAAAUUAAAACUUCGAAGGUGUAUAACAAACAAAAUAAAUGCAUAACCGUUCGACAUACAAAAUAACCAAAAUUGACUAACGAUUCUACCUUUUAGAAGCCUUUCUCUAGGGUAACAAUGCCAACACAAAACAAGGAUAGAACGAAGUUGCAAAUCAAUAACACAUUCCCCUAAAGAGUUGAAGGACGACGAAACUAAUCAAUCUCCAUACCAAAGGUGGCUUCAUCUAAAAUCGCCUGAAGCUCCAUCACUCGUUGUCUAGUCAGUGCAACACAAUCCUGCAACCACAGAGAGUAUUCCUUGUAAGAAUCUGGAUCAUGACUUAACUGGUUUUUUUCAUAGGCCAUCUCUUAUUAAACAUAUCUAAGCAAAUUAUUACUCCGCUCCACUAGCAACUUUCUGCAUAUUUUACAAACCGGAGCAACUAUAUAAACAAAGAAGUACCUUAUACAGAUUGGUUCAACAAUAACACAGCAGAGGUAGAGUCCAUCUCGAUAAUUAAUUUAAAUGUGCCUCUUUGAAUAGCAAGCUAGAGUCCGAAGUACAGAUCCCAAACGACAACUUCGAUAAUCUGCCCUUGCACAGAUUGUUCUUCAGGACUUGAAUAUGAAGGCCUACCUACUCCGUUUUAUUUUUGUUACUUAUUCUUGUUUUGUCUGAUAUAUGCAGACCUACCUACUGCCGGGAUGGUGUCAGAUGGGCGAUAAGCGGAAAGGAAAAUCUUUCGACACUUUUUUAAGAGUGGUACUAUCCACGCAUUUUCUUUUACCUCCAUACAUUUUUCGUGAUUUCUAAUGGUUGGAUCAGAUGAAUUAAUGAAAAAUUAAAUAAUAAAAAUUAAAAAAGGAUGUAUGGAAGGUAAAAAUUGGUGUGUAGAUAACACCAUCUUUUUUUAUCCUAACCGUUGGAUUAAAUAAAUCAAAUGCUAAGAAAGGGUAGAGUGCAGAAGGAGAAAACAAGAGGGGUAAUAAUUUUCCAAGAUAAAAGUAAAUGACUCUGUUGGUAUAAACGAACCUCUGUUUUUAUUGUCCGUUUUUCUUGAAUCCACUAAAUUGUCAAACCAAACCUCAUGGUAGGAGAAAUUCUUCGGCUGAGAUGACCAGACCAAAGUGAUUGAUCCACAUAAGACACAUCGAUGAACGAUGCCAAAAUACUAGUCGGUGAGUGGGGACAGCCCAGACAUUGUGUAUUUGUGAACAACCACGGUAUUCGACUAAACAAUGGUUCUCCACACCAUAGACUUGCCAGUAACCACUUGGUAAUUUCCUAAUAUUCUCAACUUUUCUUAACAAACAAAAUGAAACAUAUUAUAUUACAAGUCUUUCUUUGUAAAUGUUGAUUUUUCAAAAGCAUAUCAAGAGUUUGAUCAUAACUUAGCCAAGAUCCAGAAUCAUUACUGAAUUAAGACGAGAGAAAUCUCAAUUACCUUGAGCUCACCUCAUCAAGUAGAAGAUGGCCGAGCUUGCAUUUAUGUUGGCAGCCAAACUCAUUGAAAGGCUCAGCCCCAUUGCUUCUGAGGAGAUUUGCUUGGCGUGGGGCGUUAAAGUGGAUCUGCAAAAGCUUGGGCGCACCAUGUCCACCAUCAAAGACGUGCUCUUGGAUGCAGAAGAAAAGCAAGCACGUAACAAGGAGUUACGCAGUUGGCUACUACAACUUAAAGAUGUGUUCCUUGAUGCAGAGGAUCUGCUGGACGAGUUUGAAUGCGAAGCUUUGCGAAGGCAAGUGGUUCGUGGCAGUGGCACAACUAGAAAGGUACGCCGUUUCUUUUCCCGCUCUAAUCCAGUUGUGUUCCGCUUAGGAGUAUGUCAUGGAAUUAAGGACAUAAGAGAGAGGUUACAUGAGCUUAAAGAAGAUAAGAAUUUUUCCGAUCUUCGUACUGUUCAUCUCGGUGAUCAUGUGAGGGAGAAUAGGAAUACGACCCACUCCUUUGUCCGUGCUUCGGAGGUUAUUGGUAGAGAAACAGAAAAAAAUGAAGUUAUAGAUCUCUUGGUACAAGGCGAUGAUCAUCAAGGUGGAAAUAAUCGGAAUGUAUCUGUUAUUCCUAUAGUGGGAUUUGGAGGUUUAGGGAAGACCACACUUGCCAAGUUGGUGUACAAUGAUGAGAGAGUCGUUGGUUGUUUUAAUUUACGAAUGUGGCAGAAUGUGUCAGUAGACUUUGAUAUCGCUAGAUUGGCAAAAGAGAUCCUUGGCUCUGCAUUAGGUACAAAGAUCAGUGAGGGGUUGUCUAUGGAUCAGUUGCAAGAACAGCUACGAGACGCUUUAAAGGAUAAGAAAUUUCUGCUUGUCCUGGAUGAUGUAUGGAACGAAGAUCGUAUCAAAUGGACCGAGUUGAGAGAUUUGUUGAUAGAGGGGGCCAAGGUAGGAACUAAGAUUUUGGUGACGACACGGAAUAUCCCAGUUGCUUCAAUCAUGGGCACGGUUGGAACAUACAUAAAUUUAGACGUUCUCUCUUUUGAGGAUAGUUUGUCAUUGUUUGUAAAGUGUGCAUUUGAAGGAGGACAAGAAAGACAACAUCCAAUCCUCUAUGAAAUGGGAAAAGAUAUUGUAAGAAAGUGCGGAGGGGUUCCCUUAGCUGUGAAAACCUUAGGGAGCCAACUUUACUCAAAGACUGAUGAGCGUCAGUGGCAAUUAAUUAAAGAUUCUGAAAUAUGGGAAUUAGAACGAGAGGGAGCUGGUCACAUUCUACCUGCUUUGAGACUGAGCUAUAGUCAAUUGCCCUCUCAUUUGAAGCAGUGCCUUGCUUGCUGUUCAAUCCUUCCAAAGAAUUACACUGAUUUUGAUAGCAGGGAAUUAAUCAGUCAUUGGAUGGCACAUGGAAUCCUUGAAUCUCGUGAUCAUGGAAAUAUGCAGUUGGAAGAUGUUGGUGAACUGUAUUUCAAAGAGUUAUGGGAGAGAUCUUUCUUUCAAAAUGUUAAAGAUUGCACUUUCUGCUAUACAUUUGAUAUACAUGAUCUCAUCCAUGACCUUGUACAAUCAGUUGCACAAGGUGAGAGUUUUACAGUAGACUCUGAAGGCACCAUAGGCCUCUCCAAAAAUGUUAGACAUCUAACAUUUUUGGAAAUUGGCCAAAAUGUUUCAACAAUCUUGCAAAAGUUGAACAAAGUGCGGACUAUAUCAGCAGUGAGUUGUAAAAAUAUUGAUGAAUCCUUCCUCCACACUUGCAUUUCAAGAUUCAAAUAUCUACGGGUGCUUAGGUUAGUGAACGUAUCUUGGGAAUUGUUGCCGAGUUCCAUUGGUUCGUUGAAGCAUUUGAGAAGCCUGGACUUCACUGACAAUGGAGGAAUCACUGAACUACCCAAUUCAAUUUGUAAGUUGCAGAGCUUGCAAACUCUGCAUCUCGGUGGAUGUGUGAAUCUUGAAGAGUUGCCUAAAGACAUGAGCAAGUUGAUCAGCCUCAGAUACCUUGAAUUAACCACAAAACAAACAAGUUUUCCAGAGAACGGAGUGGGAUGCUUGAAAUCACUUCGAUAUCUUUCUAUUUGGGAGUGUAGUAAUCUAACGUGUUUACCGUGUGAUACUAGUUAUCUUGUAUCAUUACGCACUCUGAUCAUAGACAACUGUAAACAACUUGAUUUGGUGAUGGAGAACUAUCAAGAAAUUCCACUAAGGCUCCAAAAAUUGGGGAUUGUGGGAGUACCACGAAUGGUGGCAUUGCCUGAAUGGUUUCAAGGAGCCACAAACACCCUACAAGUCUUGGUUAUAUCAGAUUGUGAGAAUUUGGUGGCAUUACCUGGGUGGUUGACGAGUUUCACAUCGCUAAGAAGGCUUGUCCUCGGAUCAUGUCCCAAACUGUUGUCUUUGCCAGCGGACAUGCAUCGCCUCACUGCCUUAACACAUCUUGUGAUGAUAAACUGCCCUGAUCUCUUGAGGAGAUGCCAACGUGAUGCAGGAGAAGAAUGGCCAAACAUUUCUCACAUUCCAAUUGUUCAUUUUAUAUGAAUUUCUCGAGAUGCAAAUAGAAAUAUAGCUGUAGUCUUCAAUGCCGCCCGCCUCUUAUUUUCUCUAUUUGAUAGUCUAAUUAUUUUCUUGUUUCUGA
Molecule: messenger RNA, 4084 nt
Organism: Pyrus x bretschneideri (Chinese white pear)
Lineage: Eukaryota; Viridiplantae; Streptophyta; Magnoliopsida; Rosales; Rosaceae
Product: putative disease resistance protein RGA3
Exons: 1
Coding region: 1501-3987 (828 amino acids)
Biological process (GO): defense response to other organism
Molecular function (GO): ADP binding
Source: RefSeq, a predicted model, not a curated record